Hermetia illucens (black soldier fly) is the source of this 7390-nucleotide messenger RNA. RefSeq lists its product as uncharacterized. Gene Ontology annotation, molecular function: histone acetyltransferase binding. The coding region runs from base 1563 to 5534 and encodes 1323 amino acids. Gene Ontology annotation, cellular component: NSL complex. The record is from RefSeq and is a predicted model, not a curated record. The transcript has 12 exons. Lineage: Eukaryota; Metazoa; Arthropoda; Insecta; Diptera; Stratiomyidae.
CGCCGGCGAGUUGGGGGCGAAUACGUGAAUUCUGAGCACAGUGGAAUCGUUCUGCAGAUGGUGGCUCCGCUACUACAGAAAACUCGUCGAAAUAUUUCGUCUCGUCGCGACACGGUAAACGCGCAUCGCAUUUUUCGUUUCGAGAUCGAAAAAAACUCGGACCGCUCUCCUUUUCGUUUGUUUUUUCCUGUACACGUCCUUCCUCGGAAAUUGCGCAGAGGUUUACAGUUUUCGUACUGCCUGAACAAGUUUUUGGAGUGAACUGCGGACGGGAGAGAAUUUAGUGAGGCAUUUCGGGCAUUUUCCGACGGAGUGUGAAGUGAAAAAUUAUCCGAAAGUGCCCCAUUGCGAGUUGGCGGAGCUACGGGCAAUUUGCAAGUCAGAAAAUUCGAAUAACUGUGGAGCGGAAGUCGCAUCGACCGCGCAAUGACGACGGUCGAGGGUAACGUGUGAAAAGACUGGUCGCAUUUAAAAUUAGCGAAUUUUGAUCCGCUCGCCAAGGAUUUCGUCGCCCCUGGCCGCGCAGAGGAGUUUCCGUGGAGAAUUGUGGUAUUAAACUGCUGGCAGACGAGUACUGAAAGUUGGAUUAGAUUGGUCGAAAACGCAACGGGAAAACGGCCGCCAUUGUUCCGAGCCUAGAACCACACACCUUCAAGGCAGGCCAAAGACGAGUGUAAAGCGGGCCAGCGGCCAUUGAGGAAGUUUCGCGAAAUCGUUUCCUUGAGUGUUACAAAUUGCACAACGCCUGCUAAUUGCGUGUAGCAGGGCUCCGCGCGAUCCUGGGAAGUAAGUAAAUGAUUUGCAGUGAAGAGUGAUUCAGACGACGUGAAAACAAGAGGUCGCCUCCCCGCGAGGGGCGCAUUACUUCGCAAGGUAGUCGGUUGUGUUCAUGUGAGAGAAGUGUGUGUGCGCGCGUAUUUGCCGUCCCUCAAGCGUGCCGUGCUGCAGUGGUUCGUUCUUCGAGGCGGCCUUUGGAGGAUUGUCUCGCGGCCCCAGGAGCAUUAUAUGUGACUGCUCGAAAACGAGGAAGGCGUCCUGAAUCAUUUCGUCAUGGAUUAAAUACACAGGGUCAUCUUCACUCUGCUUUGGUGAAAAUUGUGAAAUUCACAUGGACGAAUCGUGGUCCUUACACAAUGGGGGCUUUAGUGUAGAGCUUUUCGUUCUAGAUCUGAAGCACAUUCAUUAUGCCUUGAGUUGAAUGAAUAUCGUCGCUUCUGAGUUUUCUUUUCUGAUAUGGCUUGUGCGUGAGAAACGACGGCCGGAACAGUACGAUCAAAGUGUGUGACGUAAAAGAUAGUAGAGAGCAGCAGUAGAUGAGUACAAUUUUGUUUUCAAGUCGGAGAUAGAAUUGUGAAUUCCUUUUGAUUUCAUUAAUAGAAACAUUCCGUUAUUUUUAAUGAAUGAAAUAACGAUAGAUAUCGUCGGUACUCAUUCUGUCAUAGUAAAAUCUAGUGAAGCAUAUCUUUUUUACAACUCCGGGAUUUGCGGCGGUGGCAAUUUUCCGAAGUGUGGUAGCAACUCAUUUGUGAACCACAAAUGUAUCAGCUCAUGUUUAUCGCAAUAUGGCACCCGCUCUGACUGAGCCUCUGAGUCAGACGAAUAAGUUGUCCUCGUCUGCGACAUCUGCAUCACCGCGUCCUUCGUCCAACAAUCUGAUCUCCGAAUCAGAAACAGUCCCCACAACUGUUGCCAGUUCAGCCGACUCGAAUCACCGUAAUAAUAUAACGAGUUCAAACUCAGAUCCCAGUGAUACAUCACUAUUCAUUGCUGCUAACAAUAAAACGAGCCAAGAAGCGAAUUUUCCUUUUCGCAGUAACGGUAAGAACGGCACCUUUCAGUCGGCAUUUGAACAAUUCCAGCAAAUACGCCAACUACAGCAGAAUCACUGCAACGAUUCCCCGCCAAGAGUUAUAACAAAUAAGAGCGUUAAAUUAUCGACAGGACGGCGUCAAAGAUCGGCAGCAAGAUCCCCGAUUAAUGGACGUCUAUCUAAUAGUCAGAUGGGCCCAAUGUGUGAUACGAAUAUAGAAUUCCAAGACAACAAUAGCAUUAACAGUCAAGAGGAAUUUAAUAGUGAAGAAAAGGAGCAUUCAAGGAUUCAAGAUCAUAACGCGCAGACACACAUGGAUUAUUCAGUUAGUGAUGGGAACAUCAACACUGAAAUUGAAGAUGACGUUCCUACUUUAAAACAAAGUGGUGAUAUCGAUAAAGAACAGCAGGAUAUUGGAUAUGAAAUCGUGGAACGCAAUGACGAAUUGAAUGACAGUCAAUCUUCGCAGGAUCGUCAAGAAAAUAAAGUUCAAGACGAUGAACCAGGGAUUAAAAACUCGGAAUAUGAAAACCGGGAUCAGCCAUUGCAGUCCUUAGACGAAAUCAAGCAGAAAACACCUCCUCGAACGCCAUCACGAGGUACCAGUACGACGAAUCAAAGCCAAUCAGAAAGUACUCCUGUAUCAUCUUUAACUCCUCAAAGUACUACGUCAGGGAUGGGAUUGCAAAAAGAUUUCAUAAAAGAUACGGCUGAAAUGGAGCAAGUAUUGGGUGAACUAGGUACAUCAGAUAUGGACUUAUUGCAAGUAUUAAAGGGUUUUGACACAACACCUGGAGGGGAAGGCGCCUUCUGCGAGCUUAGCCUAUUUACAGACGUUGAUGUUAUGAAUUAUGAGGAAGUUGGUAUGCAACAGCCGAAAGAUGCUGAGACAAGGGAAAUUCGAAAUGAAAUAGAGAAGCGGCAACAACAAAUGCAACGAAAGUGCGAUUUUCUUGUAAGGCGGCUUCGGAAAAUUCAAGCUUAUUACAUGGGUAAACACACGAGUGAGGAAGUUGCAGGUCUUUUCGAAUGGCAAGCGAAUCCAACAUUGCGUCGAAAGGAGCCAGGAGAGCCUCAAACAUUAAAUUUGUACGAAGAUGAUAAACGUCGUCAGAUCUCAACGGCAGUGAUGAAGUCUUUUGUGCGGCGAAUUAAAACCGCAGCAGAUCAACAACAUUCAAGUUUAAUUGUAAAAAGAAAUAAGGUCGGCCGACCGUCAAAUGCUAGUCUUCAGGCAGAACUGAGCGGUACGCAAAAUAAAUCGAUCGGUGUUUCCUCUGUUGUGCCUCUCAUUAAUGAAAAGAUGGUGGAAGAAAUUUCUCAUGUUUCGGGUCAUUUACAUAGUGAGCUGAAAGAAAUUCAUGCCGCGAUUGAUUCAGAUGUUACAGCAAGCAGUUCGGGUGGUGAAUCUGCUGACGAAAUGCAACAGUUUAAUAAUACAAUGCAACAACAUCUAUCAAUAUCUAAGCGAGCUGCCUGGAGAUGGGUUCGAGAUCGUGCUGCAAUUGCAUCUCGAUGGACAUGGUUGUUGGCACAAAUCUCCGAUCUCGAAUAUCGAAUAAGGCAACAUAAUGAACUACAUCAUCAAAUUAAGAAAAACAAGGGUGUUGUGUCUUUUGAAAAAUGUACAGCAUCUACCACACCUAGCAGUAGCACGAUUUUACCUUCGUCGGUUAAUGGUUUCCGUGGCGUUUUGCCGGGCAAUUCUAAAGCCUUAGAUGCAGACAUGCCUACUUCAACUGCGGGAGGAAGCGCGCCGAAUGGUGCGUACAGUUCCGGCGCCAAUAAUUCAUCGGGUUCUUGUAGAACUCAAGCGUUCCAAAGAACAGGUUUUAGAAAGAGAAAAUUACUACAAACCGCAAAUGUGCAUACAGUUUCGAAGAAAGCUGCACGAUCAAGCACUGUGAAAUGUGGAUGCCAGUGGCCUCUUCAUCCAUGUGGUUUAUGCACGGGCAGACCCGAUCCGACAGCACCUCGUGACCUACCUGAUACGAUGACAUCAUCUGAAAGGGUGGGUCUACUUGAUCCAGGCUUUCAUCCCGUAUUGAGUUUUCCGGAAGAUGUAUCCCAAAGUAUACAUUUUGAAGCAACUAUGCGCCUUCCGGAGUGGCAGACUCGGGCGAUACGUUGUGCAUCGAAAAAUUCAUCUUCAUCUUUGAAAGGAGCCAUAUCGAUGCAAAAAGGAGGUGAUCGUGAUGACCGCUCGAGAAAAUACGUUGACAGCCGGCGUAAAUAUAAUCGAAAAUAUCCACAGGACAUAAUGGCAGCCAACAAAUUGAAAAAUGCAAAAGUACGAAGAUCGCUUCACGGCGACCAAUGUAACAAUCACCUUGUGAAAAGUAAACAUCGUAAGCUAAUUUCAUCCAGUUUAGCCACCGCGUCAGGUUUACCGUUAAGCAUGGGAGCUGGAUCAAGCAGUGGUGGAGGCGGCGGUAUGUCAUCGGCGGCAUCUUCGAUAGGAGGUUCCGAUUCAUUCGGAGUAAUUGAUAGUUUAGACACAUCCAAUGGCCAAUUGCCUCGCAGUAAAAACGCAUCUCCAACACCUGGUUGUCACGGCAGUUCUAUCUACAAAUCAGAAAGGAUGGAUAGACGACAUCGAAAUUCGUAUGAUAUUGAUAACAUAGUUAUACCGUAUAGUGUAGCAGCAACCACUCGUGUCGAAAUUCUGCCGUAUAAAGAAAUACCGACUCCAAAGUGGCGAAUAAUAGACGAAUCAUCGGAAAUAACAGAUUCCUCAUGUCAACCUCAAUCAACUUUGGAGAAUUCUGGUGCAGAAAACAGUAAUAGUCACACUGAUGAACUCACAUCAAAUGUGGGAAAGACAAACUCCUCAAAUCGACUUGAAGAUGCCUACAGUAAUGACGAUGAGUUCGAAGAUACUUCAGACGAGGCGAUUCUGAUUAGGCAUGAACGCGCGUUGAUAGAGGAACGUAAAAAAUUUCAAACAUACUUGAAAUAUCCAUGGAGUACAAGGUCACGUGCUAAUCGUCGUACGGAUAGUCGAGCAGAAUCAAGUGGUGCGAAUACUCCGGAUCCAUCUUCACCUGCGCCAAAUACACCAAUUGCUGGCGGUGAUCAAGAGUCCGUUCCAUCACCAACAACACCCUUAUCAUCUCAAGUAUCAGUUGAUGCAGGAGACGAAAAUUCUACAGGUGUUAAUAAUCACCCGGUUUCCAAUAAUUCGAAUUCAACGGUAAGAAAAAUAGAAAGGAGGAGAACAGCUUCAGGCAGAAAAGAACGUGAACACAGCAAAGAUGACUUGGGAAGCUACUUGUUUUCAGAAGUAAAAGAGUUCAUACCUCCAUAUGAGCCACUAGAGUUCCCGCUACCCGACGAUGUUUACGGAGCGAUGCUUGAAUUAAUGCCGCAUGAUCACCAAAUCUUGGAUGAUUGUGUAAAAUCAAAUGACUGUGAUGGUACUACAUCGGUGAGCAUUUGUAGCGAAGAGAAACUACCCAGAAGCACCGUGAAUGACGAGAAAGUUUUAAGAACCGGCGAUAGAGAGGAAAGACAUAUUUUAAUUACAACUAAUAGCCAGUACAUACGGCCUGGGGACAGCGGGGGGCCAGGUACAGGUACAGGCUUUGUUAAAAGCAGUAACCAAGGCUAUUCAGGUGUUUUGGACAUCGAAUCAAACGAUAGAGAAGAUAGUGAUACGGACUCAGCAGAAUCGGGAAUGCCGGACGAGGAUCCGAACGAUCCAGAGUGGCGCGAACCAGAGUAAAGGGAGCCUAGAAUUAGAGGAAGUAUUCAUUUUGACCUGAACUAUAGUUGUUUGUAUUGUUUUCAAACGGAAAGUUUGUUUUCACUUUUUCAAUUGAUGAUUACACUAAAUUAAAUUCAUCUCGACAGUUUCUUUCAAAUAUGAUGUUAAAAUAUGUAAUUUGCCUUGUUGAUUUCCCUUUGUUUUCUACUAUUACGACAAUUAUGCUCUUUUCUGGCUUAAAUACUGUUCUUUUUCCAAAUAUAUGAUUUUUGAAAAGAUUUUAGAUGAUUCUGGUAGAAAUUAUUUUGUGAAAAGCAAACAUUUAUAUAACAAAUAUCGCCCCUGAAACAACUUGAUGAAAAUAUAAACGAUACUUAAAUCUGUAGCACGAAUGUAACAUUUUUAGGAGGCAUAUUUUUGAAGAAACGGGAACGGUAGAGUCAACUCCGAUAUAUGUACGAGGAAAAUCAGAGUUUAUUUGGUUCUGGGUACGUUCGAACUAUUUUUUUUUUACUUUAGAAUGGAAAUUUCGGUAGGGGAUGUAGUGCAUUUGAAAUCUUCGUCAAUAAUGGUGGUAAAGGAUGUCAGGUUAGAAAUUCUAUCUCAAAUUGAAAGGACUUGCUUUAGUUUCAAUUGAAUUUUUUUUUUCCAAUCAAAUCUGUUCCCCGAUUUACUCAAAUGUCAGAUUUCUGUAUAAAAUUUCUGUUGUUUGAGUUUGAGCUUUUUAUUGAUCCUCCACGUAGCUAACAAGGCGCUCGUGGUGGAGAUUUAGAGACAAUUCAUUUCAGUGCACCGCUUGGCAAAUUCCACAGCUAUAGUGUUUGCUAUGGUACACUCAAUCGGUACAUUCCCACCUGUUUGGAAUGUCUAUAUAUUUGCUUGCUCCGUUAUAUAUUAUGCAUAUUUGGCAUUAUUGAACAGAAGGAAAUGCAAACACGUUGCUGCAUAGACGACACCCUCGCCGAUGCUUAGUAUCUUCUGAUUUCGAAUUUUAGAGAAAAGUAAUUCAGAACACUUUGCGAUUCAUUGGCACAUUGCUUGUUCUCCUUCCAAGUUCUGCAGUCACCCAUUGAAUGAGUUCUUUCUCCAUAUAACCAAGUCAGUAAAUCUUGCCCAAUGACUUUCAAGCGACUGUAGGAAUUGAAACCCUAAUUAUAUAAUAGAAAUCUUCGUGUGAAAUUCGGGACAUUUGCUUGAAAGACGAUUGAUAAAACUGCGUUUCAAGUCAUCACAAUUGAUGCUUUCAUAGGAAUGUAUUACGGCUUUAAAAAUAUACAUAAAAAUCACACUUCUGUAUAUAUUGUAAUAAAGGAACUACUAAAUUGCAAGAUAAGUAAAAUUAAUAUAUAUUUACUUACCUAUCUUAAACCUACAAUUAAGGAACAGUAGAUUAUUAAGUUUUGUUGCUUCAAGCAGUGAAUUAAGUCUGUUUUUAAACUAUUCGCUUAUUACGUGGAUGUUCGAACUAUGAACAAUAAUUGUUUUCAUCUUUCAAUAAAAUAGAGAUAUUUGAACAGUAGAACUACGACUUCAUGAUAAAAAGUAACAUGCACUUUACCCAGAACAGUCUGUUUAUAUUAUCAAACAGCGGAACAGGUAUCAGUAUAAUAAUUUUGUCAUUUAAAGUAUAAUUUAUUUUAAUCUUAAAUCAGUUAUGCAAGUGUUAUUAUAUCUUUUGUUUUAAACACUAUUAUUUUCUGAUUGUAGACAUUAUAUAGCAGUAAUUGUGUAAUAUUUUUUAUUGUUACAAUUUGCUUUAAGGAGGAGCUAGAUGUAAGUGAACAAAUAAAAUAGAUUACACUAAGAAUGUUAUAAAUAAACAACCGUUUUUAUUAAUACAAUAAAAGUCUCUUGCUGACAAAAUCAAAUAUGAA